ACCAUGAUAUCCGUUGAGGAAGCGCUUUUGAUUCAUCGGGCACGAUAAUGGCCGCUAUCCAACGUCGCUGUUGUUUUCUCAGCGGUCGAGUCUCCUUUGGAGGGUCAUCGAUGCUCACGUCGUCCUGAAGUCUCCAUUUCAUACGUCGCUCCCCGGGUCUCUGACAGCCUAAAUGUGACGUUUGCCACCCCCUCCUUCACCAGCCACUCAGCGCCUCAGCAACGCAGCAGGAAGGUCGUCUCCUGGUUCAUCGUGGUCAUCGUGUCCGUCGCCCUGACUGAAGUCAUGUCUGGUCCAGGAGACUUACCGGCCAUCGAGGGUCCCGGGAUGGGCGGGAUGAAGCUUCCCAUCGGGAUGACCCGUCGAGCGCUCAGCUACGACGAUAACCUGGAGGCCCCCAUGUCCACGCCGCCACACGACAUCAGCAUCAACAACCUGUGGAGACGACCCGUCAUACCGGACAGGAGGUUCACACGGCUGGCUGAGGAGGAUGAGAGCGGUGCCGUGAGUCAGCCGACAGUUUCAGAGAGCGCCAUCUCCAGGUCACCGACUGUAGUGAAAGCCAAGGCGUCCUCCAUCAUCAUGAGUUCUUUCAUCACCAAGCAGACACAGGAUAGCAUGUACAAGUUUGAGCAGAGGGCGGGGCUUACUGACGCCAGCUACACACCCCAUAAAGGCCUCACCGCCGAGGAGACGAGACACCACCACCGCAUCCCUGAAUCCCUCCAGAAACUGCAGAUCCAGAGCAUGGAGGCCAAAGAAGAGCGACAGAGCUCGUCCUGCCAGUCCACUCCCUCCAACACACCACAAACGUCCCCGAGACAACUCCGCAGGAGUUGGUUCAGCAGCACGGGAUCAGAGAUCAGCAUGAGCUCCUCCAACAGCAGCAUUGACAUGGGAGGAGGGGGAGGAGGAGGAGGAGGAGGAGGGGGAGACGCGGCAGGAGGCACGGCAGGAGGCGCGGUCGAACGCUGGAGCAUGUUUGGUCCGCGGCCACACGUACACAAAUCCACCUCGGACCUGGGAGCAGAGUCUACAACUGCAGCAGGCUUUGCAGUGCAGGGGUACAGAGGUGCCCAGAAGCCGACCCCCAUGGAGGUAAUGAAGGCGCAGAACACACGGCUGGGUGACGCACCCGCGGCGCAGGCGGUGGCCCCCCCCCAAAUGGAGAUUCCCUCAGUGGAGAGCCGACGGCAGGGAUCGCGGCCGCACAAGCUCAAACCCAGAGACAUGAACAUCCUGACGCCCUCUGGCUUCUAGGAGGACACAUUGCACCCUGUGGAGCAGACCCCCCAAAGGUCCCAUGAGAUGAAAACUCACAAACUGUUACACGAGCCGUCUUCAUGUUAGCAUCCCUCACCGGUUAGCAUCUAGCAUCCCGGAUCACAUUUCACUUCAAGGUUCCUCUUCAGUAUGAAUCUAACUUUGAGACUGCACAGGUCUGAUGAAGGCUGCUUGUUGACACAGACACGAACAAGCUAAUCCCAACAUCUGGGAAUAACAAAACAUGUGGCCAAGAAGACGGCAGAAGACGGCCAUGUUGAAGAAACUCACAGGACGGACUCAUUUAUUUUAAGGAGAGAAAACUAAACUUCAAUUUGAAAAAAAAAAAAAAUCUAAAUCCCUGCAUCACCUCGUCCAAGGUGCUGCACCGAUGACCCCUCAUUGCACUUAUAAGACCUAGCUACACUCAAAGUUAAGGUUUAAACAGGAAAGCAGCUGUUCACCGGGCACGCCAUUCUGCCGUCUUCUUGUGUCAGAUAUUUCAUGGGACCUUUGAAAGCAGCUCCGACACUCAACACCGAAACCCUCGAUCUUCACCCUCCAAUCAUUCCAGGAUUAGAAGAAUUAAGCCGUCACCGUCUGCUGUAGCUGCUUUUAAGCAUUUAGAGUGUCUCUCUCUCUCUCUCUCUCUCUCUGUCUCUCUCGCCCACUUUAAGGGGAGCAUGAUGCUGAUCCUGGUUUUGAAAUGACCCCCCUGUAGAUGCACUUUAUACCCUCUCCCCUCCACCCAUACGAGCUCUACAUUUACUUUUGGCUCGUCUCCUUUCAUUGGACAUUUCACUGAGCAGGAUGGAAACAAUCUGAAACUCGGUUAGUUAAUAACAAGCUAACAGAACAAAAAAGAAAAGGUUAAAAAUUGUCUCAGGAAAUGGUUUCACUCGAGCUCCCGCUCUCUGAAAUGUUCCAAUUAAUGUUUUAAUGUAUAAAUAGAGAUGUGUGUUUUUUGUUUUUUUUACUUUUGGUAAAAAACAGUUUUGGUUCUUUUGGGAUCAGAAGAAACGAGACCCCCGCUCAAGUGUGUGGAAAAAAACCAAACUGACAUGCAUGUUAACUGCACUCACACUGACUCUGGAGAGUUUGAAGGUUUUCAGAUUAGUGGACUCAGCAGAGGGCUUAAAGCCUCUUUUGAGUUCUUCAGUGUGUGAGCUCUGAUGAAGGAUCCUGUUCUUCAGUUUGGCUCAACAGCAGCUGUGUGAGAAGUAUACCACAUGAUUCAAAAUGAUACAAUAAGGCUCUUCAGUCACAUAUUUUACCCAAGACCACUGAAAGCAAAUGUGGCAGAGCAUUGUCUUAAAAUGCACAAAUGCUCUGGUAACAUCUCAGCAUCCAACGUAUUUUCUUUUGGUGAUUAAAACAAACAAGUCACCCGAUACUGGAUGCUUAGGACUUCUGUUUUUGUUGCUGUGGUAUCAAAACAGAGAUUUAUUUCAUGUGAUUCGUACUAGAAUCUAAUCAGGUUCAGGAAUCUGGUGUCAUGUGGUCGAGGAGUGAAGACACAGCUGGUGUGCACGCUCGCUUCAUCCUGCACAAUCAUCAACAAUCUGAUUUUGACUCUGAAAUGAAAACGUGCAUUCAAGUGAAAAAAGGUUACUGCCUUUAAAAUGAUUGAUGAAGAACAUGCAUCAUGUUGGAAUCAGUUCUUUAAAUUUAUCGAGUUUCUGCAAGAUGAAGCGUGCAUCGUACGGCGUGAUGAAAUGUAGCAUAUCGCUGGUCGUUGUUUGUUUUUCUACGGGCGCCUAAAGAAGACACACAUCUAUACUUUUUUAUUUUGCUCCGAUUUCCUGUGAUGACGAGUUUUCUUUGUUGUUUUCUCGAGAUCUUAAAUUAUUUAUGCCGCUGGUUUUCUCCAGAAAUGAACUUGUAACUAUUUGAAAAGCAGCGUUGGAUGAAUAAAUCUAAACCUCGAGAGAUCAACCGAAGCGAACUCGUCAUCGCAGGAAAAUGGAGUCAAAAUAAAACCUAUGGAUGUGUGUCCUUCCAGGGCUUCCAUAGUUUUUGGUAAGGCUUCAACACUUCAGUUUUUCUGCAUCGAUUCCCACGCCGUUUUCAAAUCCAACUCAUUCACCAACCGUAACUCUGGUCGUGGUCGUGGCCGUGGUCGUGGUCGUGGUCGUGGUCACGUCUCUGUAAUACUCGUGUCAACACAGAAGAACAAAAACAAACUCUGCUGUGAGUCUUAAAUAUUCAAAUGAACCUGACUGUUUCUGUUUCAAGUGAACAAUGUUUGUUUUUCUAGUUUGUGUUUAAAGUGUGACUUCGUUCCCUUUAAAUCUCUCCUGGACGGACGAUCUGUCCUCUGUACAGUAGUGUCACUGAAUAUCUUUGUUUUUUUAUCUGUUCUGUGUUUUCCAGGUCAUGUUAAAAGAUGUUUUGUUUGUACAGUU
This is a messenger RNA of Labrus bergylta (ballan wrasse), 3668 nucleotides long. RefSeq names its product putative monooxygenase p33MONOX. Gene Ontology annotation, cellular component: cytoplasm. Lineage: Eukaryota; Metazoa; Chordata; Actinopteri; Labriformes; Labridae. The record is from RefSeq and is a predicted model, not a curated record.